GAAUUAUUCAUCGGCAGGAAGAUAUUAGAUGUACCCGCUCCGCGCGGGCCGUCGUGCAAUGCUAUCCGAGCUCCGCGCGCGCCCUGCGCCCCUCCUCCUCCUCACGUCCGUCCUCUCUGAAACCUUGGCAGAGAAGGGGGAUCACAUUUCCUUUGUCAUCGGGCCAUUUCGCCCUCGCCUUGGUCCCCCCUCCGAUCCCGAGCCUCGGGGAUGGAGGCUCCUCUCGGGCGCGCUGGAAUCAGUGGAACCGGCAACAGCCCCGCGCGGCGAGCUCGGGAGCCGCGUGGCCAACGCCGCCGGCUCGCGCCCGCGUCAUCUUUCUGAAAGGAGUCGCCGAUCCGGACGCGGGUGGCCUCGGCCGCGCUGCGCCUACCGAGCUUUGCUCCCGCCGUGCCCCGGCCUCCUGGGGCUUUGCACAACUCCCCCAAUUCGGGUUGCGUGCGCGCGCGCGCGCCCCCUCUUUCUCUGCUUUGCCGCCUCUGCCUCCUCCUCCUCCUCCUCUUCUCCUCAGUACGCCGGUUAUUGGGACUGAUCGGAAUUCGGAAUCCUUUUAAUCUCCAAAGGAGCAAACUCACUUCCGCCCGAGUGCUGGGAGGGGGCUGGGGGAGGGGAGGCAGGGGAGGGGGCUCCAGGCAAACAGGAAACAUUAGCCCUCUCAGCACGGCCCGCUUUUGUGUGCUCCCUCCCUCCUCCCUCCAACCUCCUCCCUUCUCCCGGCCGCUGGGGAGAUGAACGCCCCCGGGCUUCAGUGUGACGACCUUUGAAACCUUCUGAGCGAGGAGCAGAGAACGACUCUUCCGUUUAUUUAAAAAAGAAAAGAAAAGAUUUCAUUCUGAAUCCCUGGCUCAACCGAGACAUAUCCACUGCCCGGGAGAUCUCGGUUUUUACCCACCUUUUCUUUUUUUCUUUUUACGUUUUUUAAAGAACUCUGCAUAUCUGAUCACCAAAACAUCACACGGUUGUGUGCAGUUGGAUGCAUGGAAUUAAGCGAGUCUGAAUUCUGAUCGGCAGAGGGGCCAGAGUUCCCUUUUGAGUUUUAAUGGGGCUGGGGGGAAGCAGGGGGCAGCUGUUCUGGGGAGGCGACCUGGUGAUGGCCCCGCAGCCAUCUGGGUGGUGCCCGAGGCCGCCUGAGCGGUUCUGGGAGAGGAACUUGCAUGGCCCUGGAGAGAGACUCACUUGGAAGGGCAAGGAGGGCCACUUAUCAGGAUUUAGGUAGUAUCUGGCCUGGAGGCCAACGGGGUAAAAAUUGUCCCCUUCUUAACACUAUCUCGCUGUUAGUGAUAUCCUAUUUAACCUGGUACAGGCAACAACCUGAUGACUCAAAAACAUCGUGUUGGGAGAGAGAAGCCAAACACAAAAGAGUUCAUACUGUGUGAUUCCAUUUCCAGGAAAUUCUAGAACAGAGAGAACUAAGCUAUGGGGAGAGGAAAAGUACCCUUGGGGGAUGAGGAGGUAUUGACUGGGAAAGGGCAUGAAGGAACCUUCUGGGGUGGUGAAAUAAAAAUAGAUUGCCGUGUAUGUACAUUUGUCAAAACUUAUAAAUGCCAUUUAAGAUCUGUGCAGGAUUUCACUGUUUAAAUUAUACUUCGAUAAGCAAUUUAAAAAAACACCUCGGUGUCCAACCUGCAUAACUAUGCCUGGAUCAUAAAGAUGGAGAAAUUUAAAAAUACACUACAUGGACCUCCCCAGCUCCUCUGGUUUUGCUCAUUGGAAUCCAUGGGAAAAUCACCCUGGAAAAAGCCCUUAAAUCAACCCAGCUGGACACAUGUGCUGAUGGCCCUAGGAAGCUGCAGAAGUACCUCUCCAAAAGGAUGAAGCCGUCUUGGGGGCCAGGGUGCUGUCCUGAGAUGGGAGCGUUUCCCAGGCUGAGGAAGAGCCUGGCAGCCCCACCAGGAACGCCUAAGCCCUCAGCUGCCCCCAGAGCUCCCUCCUCAGCACCUGGAGCAAAACGAACAUCAGUAACAUUUUCUGAAAUGUGUGAGGAGUGAAAAAUUAUUGAUCAAGUAAGACCAAAACAGAGCCCCUCCUUUGCCAAACGAAGAAGCAAACUUUGUAUAAUUUAAAAAUUAAAGAGGAAGCUUCUCAUGCCACCAUCUCUUGCCUAAACAAUGUAUUUCUUCCAUAAUUUGAGACCUGUGUAGAAACAUGAAAUGCUCAUAUGAAUCAAUGCACUUCUAUAAUUUUUUACCAUAAUUUUCUACCAUACUGGCCUUGCCAUAGAGAUGUUUCACGUAAUUUUGUUUUGUUUCGUUUCUUUUCCUUUCUUUGAUUGUUUUUCCUUCUUUUUUAAAAAACAAAAACAAGAGGAAAACAGAUGGGGGAAGAGAAUUGCCAGAAGGAAGAUGGCCCCAGAGGGUCAGAAGAGGGUUGGCCCAGACCUGCUGUCUCCCUCUUAGUUUGGCCCCACCCACCACCAAAAAAAGAAAGAAAGAAAAAGAAAAGAAAGAUGACAAGGAAAAAAAACCUCAAUCGUCCUCCUGUUCCUAAGACUCAACAUGUACUUUGAAAACGAGUAGCAGAGGUGGUACUUCAGCUGAGCCAUCACGAAGGAGCAGGAAGGCUGUAACUCCAGAAAGAGGAAUCAAACUUGACAGCGGUUUGUGGGUUUGUUUCCUGGGGACCAUUGCUCAGAGGAAAAAAAAAAAAAGGAAGAAAAGAGAGAGCGAGAAGUGGGGGUGAGGUUUGAUUUCUCAUCGUGAAGUAGCUUUCCUUCUUUCUUUUCUUGAAUUGACAGCACGUUGCCAGGAAGCAGGCCUGUGCUGUAAAUUGUUAAAUUAGCACAUUCCUAAUUUUGGUUAAGACAAUUUUUUAGCACUGGUAGGAAUGGGGGAAAUCUUUAUAUCAACCAAUUUAACCCCACUUAUAUAAGAAAUACAGCUUAUAGCUAUAAUGAUUUUUUUUUAAUAUGGCAUAGCGACGGUUAGUAUUUGAAUCUAAUAAGGCUUUAUACAGCUUAUCCAUGAGGAGCCGGAGCUACACAUCCAGAUGAGGAGCCAAAGACACAGUCCACUGCCAUAAACUACAUUGUAUUAAAUUUUUCAUUGCCAUCCUAGCUAAUAAACACCCUUUGUUAGCAAAGGAGUAGGACGCAGGCUUCCAGUUUUUCCUCCGCUCAUUUACAUUUGAAAGGGAGUCUAUAUGCCUUCAAGAAUCCUGAAAAUAAAUCAUCUUGUAUUUUAAUAAUUAACUAAGAAGAAACUAAAGGUACAAAAAACUAGCCGCAUGUGGUGGCAGGCGCCUGUAAUCCCAGCUAUUCGGGAGGCUGAGGCAGGAGAAUUGCUUGAACCCGGGAGCUGGAGGUUGCAGUGAGCUGAGAUCCUGCCACUGAACUCCAGCCUGUGUGACAGAGCAAGACUCCGCCUCGUUAAAAAAAAAAAAAAAAGAAAGAAACUAGCCCUAAAAUUAUAUAAGCAAUACAUUUUCAUUCUUUCUUGAAUUCGUCUGUAGCCAUGUUUUGUAUUCGAAGGUGACACUAGCUUCUGUCACUCUCUCAGACCUUGGGUUGGGGGUUAGGCCACAUUUCCAUCUGAGCGACUUCGCAUCUGCUUUCUUCAUCUGAUCCUUUAAUUAAAUAUUAGAUGCACCCACUUGUUUUGAUGUCAAAAUUGCACCUUUCACCAUCAUCCUCAGGGUGCAUUCAGAUAGUUUUUAAGUCCAUAAAUCACCAGAGUAUUUUUUUAAACAUUAAACAUUACAUCAUAAUUACUAUU
Messenger RNA from Gorilla gorilla gorilla (western lowland gorilla), 3710 nucleotides. RefSeq lists its product as uncharacterized. Lineage: Eukaryota; Metazoa; Chordata; Mammalia; Primates; Hominidae. The record is from RefSeq and is a predicted model, not a curated record. The transcript has a single exon. The coding region runs from base 29 to 532 and encodes 167 amino acids.